UUGUGAUACGUCGGAUAUGAUGCGCAGUCAUCAUAAUAGCUAUGUGGUAUAAUGCAGAUAUUAGUAAUACGGGAAUCUAAAGGCUCCAGAUCGGGAAGCCGAGGUCUGCAACAUCAAGGCUUGGAGGAUCCACAAUAGGGAGUGUUUCGACGCACCUUCAAAUGAUCACUGAUUCACGUUGCAGAUAAUCGAUAACAUCUUUCUUACAAGUUCACUCACCAUCUCACAGUAACAUGCAGACUGACACGAAUGACUCUGAGAUUCCAAAAGCCAUCAUACAUGUCAUUGACCCAGAGCGAGAAAACACUUUCCGUGCUCUAGCAGCUACAAGUGGAUACCUCAAAGAGCAGAGUAGGAACAAAAUUCGCUUGAAAUGUACCCAGUGCGAAACGGAAAUGGAGAAACCUCGUAAAUGCUCAAAGUGUAGGAGUGUUUUAUAUUGUUCACAAGAGUGUCAAAGGAAAAACUGGCCCACCCACAAACGAAUCUGCAACGAAAUCGAACACUCCUCAGGAGUACUCAAACUCGUUCGGAUGUUCAGUGUAAAUCCAUUGCUCAUGAUGUACCUCAAAGCCGCUAUCGUUCUCGAUUGCAACCUGCUCAACAAUCCCCGGGUCGGAUUCGAGUUGCCGUUCCUGGCACGUGUUGAUAUUGCCUUUGAACCAAGUGACAUUUUUGACUUUGUUGGAUUGUAUUUCGAUGACAAGAUCGUUCGGGAGAAACUUCAAGGGAUGUUGCAAGUCAACGCCAUGACUCCGUGGUAUACGGGUAUGCAUGGCGAGCGCCCCCUCACACCCCAGCGAAUGAACCAAUGGCGCGAGAUUCGAGAAAAGCAUAAUAGGGAGGGUUACGACAAAGAUCCUGUCGGACUCCUAGAUUUCUCUUAUUCGGGGCUCUCGAAGAACAAUAAAUCAAUAACCUACGCAGUAAGUGUUGGGUGUCACAUUAACCCUGUCAUCCUUGAGAUGGCGAUAGAACGCGAGCCCUUCGUACGCGUUUGUCCACUCGCAGGCACUCGGUUCAAGCAACCCAUGACCGCUAUGACAUGUCUUGAGUAUAUCAAUAUACAUAUUCGGGCGGAUACGCAGAACCAGUUGCGUUUACGGAGUGAGAUGACAGAGCAAGACAUAGAAGUCAUUCAUGCAGCAGGUCGCGACGAGGACGAAGUUCCCGCUCAAGUUCUCAAAGAGAAGAUGGAAAGAGAAAUCAUGUACAAUAAUAUCGUUAGACGGGCCAAAGGCGCUCACAACCCAGAGACGCACCGAGCAAGGCAAAGGAUGAGGUGAGACACAUCUGGAACCUUAGUCUACGUGCUGAACAAGCUAUGGAGACCCCGGCGUAAUCCCUGCCCUUGCUGCGGGACUUGG
Messenger RNA from Suillus bovinus, 1367 nucleotides. RefSeq lists its product as uncharacterized. Gene Ontology annotation, biological process: regulation of transcription by RNA polymerase II. Gene Ontology annotation, cellular component: nucleus. Gene Ontology annotation, molecular function: DNA-binding transcription factor activity, RNA polymerase II-specific. The transcript has 6 exons. The coding region runs from base 234 to 1286 and encodes 350 amino acids. The record is from RefSeq and is a predicted model, not a curated record. NCBI's taxonomy places the organism in Eukaryota, Fungi, Basidiomycota, Agaricomycetes, Boletales, Suillaceae.